Messenger RNA from Carassius gibelio (silver crucian carp), 2511 nucleotides. RefSeq lists its product as uncharacterized. Lineage: Eukaryota; Metazoa; Chordata; Actinopteri; Cypriniformes; Cyprinidae. The transcript has 7 exons. Bases 538 to 1563 code for a protein of 341 amino acids. Gene Ontology annotation, biological process: response to bacterium. The record is from RefSeq and is a predicted model, not a curated record.
UAGAUUAAUAGGUUUUUGUUAAAAUGUGAGCCAAAAUCAUCACAAUUAAAAGAACCAAAGACUAAAACUACUUCAGUCUGUGUGCAUUGAAUUUGUUUAAUACACAAGUUUCAAAAUUGAAGUACAGUUACUGAAAUAAAUGAACUUUUUUUUAUAAAAUUUUAAUUUAUUGAGAUGCACCUGUAGAAAGUGUUUGGUCACCAGCUCUGCUAGUGAAUAUCCACAUCUGUAAAGGAAAUUUCGUUCAGCCCCUUUUUCUAAAACAACCAGUCAAACAUCAGCAUGUCAGUGUUUGAUCUUUGAACAUUGCCCUAUAUAGAAGAGGAAGCAGCCUUAAAUGAGACAUACUACCAAAUUGACACUUUCAUCCACAUAACCAGGACCCUUUAGUUCUCACAUAUUUAAAUUGUAUUUUAUGACAGUCAUCUGAGCUGAAUAUACUGGAUCUGUUUUACUUCUGUGCGCAUCAAUCAUUAUUACAGGACUAAAUCAAUUUAGCAUCUUUAUCAUAAUACUAUUAAGAACAGGUGCUAAACAAUGAAGUUCAGAGUUUUGUCAACCCUUUUUCUCCUCACAUUUGCAAAUGGAACAUGGGAAUAUGAUCAUUUUAUUCACCAGGAUUCUUUGAUAUUUGCUGAACUUGGAAGUGUUGUGAUUAUACCCUGCUCUCAUUCAGACGACUUUAUAAAUACUGUUUUAUGGUAUAAACAUUCUGUUGGAAAGAAACCACUUCUCAUAGCGUAUUCAGAACAUGGCUCUGAAAGUGUUACAUAUGAAGAUGGCUUUGACAAUCCAAACCGAUACUUUAUCAGAUCAGAAACUGACUCUAUUAAUUUGACCAUCAAACACUUGGAAGAAUAUGAUUUUGCAACCUACUAUUGUGGUGUGAGUUUCUUGAACAUAAUUAAAUUUGGAGAAGGCACGAUUCUUCUACGUAAAGAUGGUGAUGAAAUGAUAAGGACCACGGUUCUCCAGCAGCCUGUAUCUGACAGACUUCAUUCAGGAGAUUCAGUGACUCUGCAGUGUUCAGUCAUCGGUCAGAUCUGUGCAGGAGAAUACAGCGUCUACUGGUUCAGACAUUCAUCAGGACAUUCUGAUCCAGGAAUCAUUUACACCCACGAUAACAGCAGUGAUCAGUGCAUGGAGAGAUCAGAGAGUGCCUCUUCUACCCAGAGCUGUGUCUACAGUCUCUCUCAGACUGAACUCACACCAACUGAUGCUGGAGUUUAUUACUGUGCUGUUGCCACGUGUGGGAAGAUACACUUGGGAAAUGGAACUAAGCUGAUUAUUGAAGCUUUCACUUUCAGGAAUCCAGUUGUUUUAACCCUGUUCAUAAUCAGUCUAAUAGCCGUUAUUGUGAACAUAUUUCUGGUGAAAUUGAUUCACAAGAUGCACAAAAAAGAGACUUCAAAACAACCCAGAAAUCAAAGGAAUCAGACUGAGGAAACAGAUGCCUUAAAUUAUGCAGCCUUGAGUCUUUCCAAAAAGCCUACAACCUCAAAAAGAUCUUCAGGGAAAACCAGCCAAGAAGAAACUGUUUAUUCAUCGAUUACAGUGCGAUAGUUUAGAUAAUUAUACUGAUGCUAAAAAACUGAUUGACAUGUUUCUCCACUGAAAUGGGUGUUAUCUGUAUACUGUUAACGGAGGCCAUAUAAGCACUUCAUAGGCAAGAAAUGGAUUGCAGCUUUUACGACAUGGCAUUGUAAUACGAGAGGGCGCCAGCAAAAAUCUCUCAUCUUGCAGCAGGCUUGUUCUUCCAAACAGUGAUCACUGGUCUGCACUCGUUCAGAUAUUAUGUGUGCGCCCUCAAACUUUCUCCUGUGUACUUGCAAAAAAGUGCUUAUUGUAACAGGUAUUUAUAAAAAAGAAUUGCAUUUAGUUAAACACAACCCUUAUAGAAGGAAUUUUAUGUAUUAUUUGAUUGGUAAUGCAUUUGCAGUCCGUGCGUUUCAAUUCUCAAGAUACAUUUUGUGUAGUGAAUUCAUCAAGCGCACCAUUGAACGGAGAAGGACUACUCUAGAAAAAACGAAAUCCCUUUUUGUUAUUACUGGUGAGAAUGUUAAAAUAUUUUAAGCAUUUUUUGCUAUAUGUUUGAUAUUUAAGACCAGUUAUCAUUUACUUGUGGAAACAAUGGUUAAAACGAAAGGGGACAUGUGAUGCGUUUCCAUGUUUUCCUUUUUCUUUAUUGUGUAAUGUAGUUGUUUAUGCAUAUAUAUAAAAUCUCCAAAGUUACACAGCUAAGAUUAAAGUCUCCCAGAAAAUGAUUUUUUAUUUAUUUUUUAUCUAAAAGAAAAGGCUGAGCGAGGCUGACUGCAAAAUGCUUCAAUCUGAUUCUCCCUUUAUCUAUGUCACUAUGUGGAAAUAUUUGCAUAAUGCUGCCCAAAAAGUUGUGGUUUCAGGUAUCACAGUAGUGUUGUUGCCGCCAUGUCGUGAAGAUACGAGUAUCAUCCACUUUCCACUUUUUUGAAGAUAAUAGGGUAUGUAACCUAAAAAUGAGAAUAAACCCAUGCU